UAAUACCACCAGCUUACAUGUGACGUGCUGGCAAGUUUGGGUUGCCUGCUUGAUCUUGCACGCAGGAAGUCUCGACUCACACGGAUGCCUAACACAACCUGACCACAACCCAUUCUCAGCAAUCAACACCUUUGAUGGCCUACCAUGGCACAACCGCGGAGCCUAACGCAGCGUUAUGACCCAAGGGUCACGAGGGUUUAGGCCAAUCCCCCCUUGCACCCUUAGCCUGCGCCUUGCCCACUUGGCUCAUCGCAUAGAAGCGACAUACAUUCCCGAGCUCGCAAAGCCGGGGGCUCACACAUGCCGGCGCCAGCUGGCGCUAUCGUCUGUCCCGGCGCCGGCGCGGUCACCGGCGCCGACAGGCGGAGAAGCCACCCCCUCCACGUCCCCCUCCACAGCCCCCGCUAGCAAGCCUGAGCGUUCUGCCGCGGGCGGUGCCGCCGCCGCCGUCCCGGACGACUGGCGUCAGGAAGUCAUUGCCGCGUUGGCGCAGGCGGAAGGAUUUGCGGAGCUCACGAUACGAACCAAGGCUGCUUCCGCCGCCGCUCAGUCCUGGCACACCGUCACCGCGCGUCCCGUGCUGCUCGGGGGGACCCGCCACUUGCAGGUGACGACAUUCACCGUACGACAAAGUACGUCCGUCAACCACCCGCUGGGCCUGGCGGCGGCGAGCGCCGCGGGCCCUGGCGGUACGGCAGCGGUGGCUGCUGUGGAUGCCGUGGUCCGGCCGCUGCUGGAGGCGGGUGGGCUGGGAAGCGUCACUCUCCGUACGAGCAGCCAGGACUUGACGGUGCAGAUUACAAAACGGGGGAAGGGUAUUGUGCACCGAGGCGCACCCCAGAGUCGUCCCGCCCUGGUCACUUCCGAGCCGGGUCGAGCGCUGUCGCACGACCGGACCAAAGAUACCCCCAUACCGGCAAACCAGCCGCACCCCUUCCUGCAGCGAAUCGGAUUUCAAACAGCGGACGGCAGGAUCCGGGCCAACAUGCAGGACAAGUUCAGCCAAGUGAACGAGUUCUUGAAGCUGCUAGGUCACACGGGCUUCAUACAGCAGCAGCUACAGCUACAGCAGCAGCAGCAGCAGCAGCAAAGGGCAGGCGCCAUCGAUGGCGCCACCGCACCAGAGGUUGCAGUGGUUGCGGCAACCGCAACCGCUGGACGACAAUUCAUACAAGAAGAAGCAGAACCCGGAGGGGGUCCCCGGAGGGCGCUUCAUAUCCUGGAUUGCGGCUGCGGUUCCUCACACCUGACCUUUGGCACCUACCACUACCUAAACCACGUGUUGGGCCUGCAGACCACGCUGACGGGUGUGGAUGUGAACGGCGCACUGAUGACUAAGGCCAACGAACACGCCCGCCAGCUGGGGCUCCAGGGGGCGCGGUUCGACACGGCCCCCAUUGGGCAGUACAGUCCUGCCAUACCACCCGACAUCGUGCUCGCCCUUCACGCGUGUGACACAGCCACUGACGACGCUCUGGCCCUCGCCGUGAAGCAGGGCUCCCCGCUCAUCCUCGCCGUACCAUGCUGUCACGCGCACCUUCACAAACAGCUGUCCGGUCGGACCCCCACCUCCCGACCCCCCUGGAGCCCCCUCCUGCGUCACGGCAUCCUCAAACAACGGCAGUUGGAUUUGCUAACGGAUUCGUUGCGGGCACAACUGCUCAGGGUUGCGGGCUACCGGACCGACGUGGUCGAGUUCGUGUCCACGGAGCACACGCCCCGAAACCUGCUCAUACGGGCUGUCCGACAGCAGCAGGUGGCGCAGCAGCAAUCCAAAGGCCCCGCCGUGCCGUCGCCGUCACCGUCAGCAGUGGCACCGCCGCCGCCGCCACCACCGCCGCCGCCAAGCUGGCGGCGGCAGCAGUUGUCAGCGGCCCGCGAAUAUCUGGCGUUACGGGACUACUGGGGCGUUACGCCGAGACUGGAGGACGAAGAUGCUCGGCGCUGCAGCCCUCAAAGCGGCGGAGCUGAACAUUUGCAUGGAUUACUAUUUAACCCAGGCAUGUCCACACCAGUGCUUGCAACAGCAUGGGAAGCGGGUCCGCCGAGUAGCCCUGCCAUCCGUCCACAGCGGCUGAACCGCCUAUACCUGAAGCCGCCUGUGACCGCUGAACCCUCUAUUGCAAGUUCCAGAGUCCCAUCGACCACCAUCGGCGAUGUUGUUUACCCCAGCAUCGACACCAACGGCAGCAGCACCCAGCCCGCUACCGUUCUUGCCACCCCUGCCAAUCCCGGCGGUUCAAAGAGCAUCGAUAACGUCAGCGCUAAUACCGACGGCAUCCUUUGCAAAUCGCGGGGCGGCAGCGGCAGCGGUGGAACCAUCAUCCCCAGUCGCAGCGGCAGGUCCAGCAAGCGUCUAGCCCCUGUCAACCUCCGUGUUACCCCCAGCCAUGUUAGGCCCCCACAGGUUGACGGAUCCAUGACCAGUACGGCUGCCGCCGCCGCCGCCGCCGUCGGAGCCGUCGCGAAUGCCUCAUGUUCUGACCUGCAUGGUGGGCGGAGCAAUCACGGGAGUGCCCUGGAACCUCUCUUCUUCCACAGCGAUGAUGGCGAGCGGUCUAUGACCAUCAUCGCCGAUGACCCAGAUCUCCUUAUGAACAGUCCCAGUGGGGCAACCUAUCAAGAAACUCCGGCUAAACCGCCCUUCGCCGCCUCCGAAGCCACCACUAUCCCCAUCACGAUGCCGGCCGCCUUUACAACCAACGCCGGGAUCACGGCCACUAGCCUCAUGCGGGGUGCUGUCCACCGCCCCACAGCCCGCAGCGCCCCUGCUGUGGCUGAAUCGACGGCUGUUGAUGUCGAAGGGUACCUGCCGUUGGCCGUAACGACCCGAUCGCAGGCCGCAGCGGUCAAGCCACCUGGCCACGUGCAUGACGACCUUGACAUGGCACAGUUGCCUGUGCAGGGGGAUGGAAAUGGCCGCCCGGCGCCAUCACUCGUGCCCGCUGGACAUGUUCGAGCGCGUGAAGCGGCGGUGUCGCCUGUGCCGCCAGCUGGCGCGGAUUGUGAGCCGCAGCAACUGCCGGGCACGGACGCUGUGGUGGGCAGCCACAGCACCGAAGUAAUGGCGCAUGCUGUUGCCGGUGGGACGUGCCGCAUCCGAAUGAAGCUCCACUCAAGCAACCCGGAGCAGCUCAGGCCUAGCAUGCUGGCGCCACUUGCUCGGCUGCUGCUGCCAUACAGCUGGGCCCUGCAGAGCGUCGCCGCGCGCCCUGGCUGUCUGGAGCUUGUGCUAGAUUACACGAUGCUCGAGAAUGUGGCGGUGCAGCUGCACGGCCGAAGGGCUGGGGACGCCAGCACCGCUUCUGGCCUCGCUGCCGCUGCCGCCGCCGACCCAGAUGCCAUGAUCUCCGACGGCCAAGUGGCUGAACUGCUGUCGUACUUGCAAUGCCAGGGUUUAGUGGACCCCUCCCAAGAGCCGAUGGUCACGGUACAGGUCAACCAGCAGCUGCGACGAUUGCAGUGGCAGGGCCACGAGCCACAGGCAGCACUGACAUCGCCGCGGCCGGGUCCUUCUGAUGACCUCCUAUCCUGGUGCACAGGCGAGCCUUCAUCAUCACACACUAACACUACUGCCGUCACCACCAUUGCCGCCUCGGCGACGGCGGGGAUGUCAGAGCGACCGGCGCUACAGACGAGCGGUGGCUGGUUCUGUCAUGCCGGGUCAGGUCAGGCCGUGACAGAGGAAGUGGGGCUUACGAGUACGCAGCCAGACGCGGCGCCGGUCUGCCUCGUGGCGCCCUGUGUAGGGCCGGCAGCAGCGGCGGUACUGUACGUUGCUGUACCUUGUGCCGGGCUACACACCUGUACCGUCCGAUGCCUUGGCUGCUUUCUGCCGGUACAGCAGCUGCAGCGCUUGUCCACGGCUGCUAUCCACGACACCGCAGCGGCAGCGGCGGCGGGGAUGCCUCGGCUGGGCAUGGAUUGGGCGGAUGCCGUGGAUUUGGCAGCAGCGGCAGCUGGUGCUGAGGGCGACGUACUUAUCAUUCAGCUGGACUCGCUUCCACGGCACUCAACGCUGCUUCAAGUGGAGUUGAGGAUGGGUGGGAAAUCACUCAAAGACGGCGCAGCAGCAGCGGGGGCGGUGCAGCCGCUGCAGCAGGCGGAGGAGGAGCACCAGCCGCCAAUGCCUGCGCAGCUUGUCACUGAGCCCCUGUCCGCCGCGGCGCCAGUCCUUUUCCUACGUGCGUGUGCGUGUGACCGGGACGAGGUCUGCAGGUGCUCUUGUGCUCGGCGAAUUCGACCGGGGUGGACGAGCAUGGUCGGCGGUUCGGUCAUUGAUCGCGACGUGAACGAGUCUGGCUGUGGCGUGCUGAGCAUGGCAACGGCUAGAGGUGUUGCUGCUGAGCUGAAGGACCUAAAAACACGCAUUCUGGCUAGCCGCGUUGCGGGAGCUGCGCAAUCGUCCGCGGAUGCUCAUGCCUUGGCGUCGGCGGCUCCUGUUCCAGGUACUAGUGCUGCUGCUGCUGCUGCUGGCGAACUGGACGAGAUCGGGGCUGCGGCGGCGACAGCAGCGAUCGCCGUGAGGGAGUUCAUCAGCGACCUAGGACUCCUGCUGGAUACAGCCGCAUGUGUGCAGCUGCAGGAGGGGGAGGAAGAAGAAGAAGAUGAUGAGGAAGCGGCGGUGGGUAAUUGCCUAUCCUACAACCGUGUGAUCCGUGGCCUGCUGCUGCAGCGGCUUGGUUUCGCCGGCAGUGGAGCAAUCGAACUCCCCGAUGAUGUCAGCGGCGCCGCCAUUGAUGGUAGCGACUCAACUACUGCACAGUUCCGGCAGCACUUGGCGGACACGGCCGUGACGUUGCUGGCGGGCUGCUUGGAGCUGUCCCUGCCAUAUACGGCGCGCCUGGUCUCGUCGUGUUCGGCAGGGCAGCUGCGGCUGUGCAGCGAGGACGUGUUGGUGGCGGCGGUGGCGGUGGAUGAGGUCGAGGUGGCGGCGCGGCUCGAAAACCUGCUUCGCUUCACUGAUCCUCCUUGCCUGCCGCAGAAGUCACCGCAGCCGCUGCCUCCGUCGCCACCCUCGCACCGAGCUAACGGGACGGCUGCUGGCAGUAGCGGUGACGUCCGCGCCAUUGUAAUACCGCGGACAGCAACACCCCUGGCAUCUUCCUCCAUGCACGCCAGUACAUCCAGUACACUACCGCAGGUUGCGCUUAGUGGCAAAGAACGACAACAACAACACCGUGGUGCUGUCGACGCCACUUGCAGCGGCGGCGGUGCAGCCGACGGCGCCGCAGUAGCAGCAGUAGCAGUAGGAUCGCCAGCGGUGGCCCCACUCGUCAGCCCUUCAGUCGUUGCCUUUUUUUCCCCUCCUGCUGUGGCGGGCGCUGCCCCGGUUGACGACUCCUCCCCCACGCGACCUCCCCUGAGACCUAGCCUCAGUACCAGUCUGCUGCUGGAACAUCAACAUGCCCACAACGUCAAUGUCAACUCCAGCGUCAACCACUUCCUGAGUCAGCGCCAGGGCCGGAACGGCGUCGGAAUUGAGUUUCGGCACAGCUCUGGUCCGGGAUUCGAGACUGGCUCUGGGUUCCCAGGUCCAAAUACUCCUGGCACAUCCCCGGGGGGCCUCGUCCAGAGCCUGUCGGGUUCUGUGGCUGUGCUUCAAGGUCCCCAUCUGCGCUUGCGGCCACCCGCACCCGGUCAGGACACGUUUGCCGUCCCGUCUUCCCUGCCAUCCUUGCCGUCAUCUGCACAGACGCAACCGUUACGUUACCGGCGGUUCUCUAGAGUGCUUGAGGCGGUGGCUGCGGCGGCGGGUGGCGCUGAGGCAAGGGUGCAGACGGAGUCAGAAGGACGGUCACUGGGUCUGGACCCGGUGUUGACGACUGGCAGGUUGGUUGGCAGCGGUACCGCCGGCGGUGACGCACCUGCCCAUUGCGCUGAGCAGGAGGACUCAUUCCAAAGCGGGCAAGUGGACCGUCGAGGUGCCCAAGAACAGACGUUGGUUGGGGCAUCGCCAGUGUCGUCGUCAUGCGUCAAGGCGACGGCAGUGUCACAGUGGCAGGUGGCGGCUGCAGCUACGGGGCCUCCUCCUCCACUACCACCGCACGGGUCGUCGGGAGCGCCGGCGGGUUCGUCAGGGACAACGACAUUCCUGGGGAGGGUUGGCAGCCAGGUGCUGGCCUGCCUCACAGGCUUUGCUUCCCCGCACAUGGAGCAGGCGUUUUGGCAGGAUACCACCAUACGUUUGCAGGCUAUGUGCCGGCUAUACGCCGGCAUCACACUCGUCUUCGUGUCACUUAGCGUGGGACGUGCAUUCAUCGAGGACGGCCUCCCCGCGGCGGCUUUCAUGGCGCUGUACCAGGGCGGCCAGGCGCUGCUUCUGGCGGUGUUUGGGCUGCUGGGUGACGGCCGGCCAGAACGCCUCUUUGGCGCUGUGGUCACCUGCACGGGGCUGCGCGCCGUGUGUCACUCGCUGCUUAGCCGCGGCCUGGCGCCGCUGCCAUCCUUCGUGCUGCCGCUGUGCCACAUGGGCGUGGACGUGUUCAAUGAGGCGGUUGCGAAGGCGGUGUUCGAGCAGCUACCCGUGUGGCUGUUCCUGACCCUCCUAAUUUUUCUGGAGCUACCAACCGCCUACGCGCUGUACUACUUCCUGGACGGCCAUGGACAGGGCCUGCUGGCCCGUUGCCUGCUGCUGCGGCUCGCUGUCUUUGGGGUGCUGCGGACGGCGGUGGUGAUCGGAAUUCAGGCGGCCUGGCGCGUGCAGUUCCUGGCGCGGCGGGCGGCGCAAGCCAAGCGCGACUGA
Volvox carteri f. nagariensis is the source of this 6745-nucleotide messenger RNA. RefSeq lists its product as uncharacterized. Lineage: Eukaryota; Viridiplantae; Chlorophyta; Chlorophyceae; Chlamydomonadales; Volvocaceae. The record is from RefSeq and is a predicted model, not a curated record. The coding region runs from base 176 to 6745 and encodes 2189 amino acids. The transcript has 16 exons.